AAUACCUGUUUGUCUAAAACCCUUCCUCCGGAAGUAAGCGUUACAUAGUGAAGCGGUACGGUGAUCAGCUCACAAGAAACACAAAACUGUGUAGUCACUCUGAAUUGUAACCCGAAUAAACGGCAGACAAAAUUAUUCACAAUGUCGAUUAUGUCAUACAAUGGAGGAGCGGUGAUGGCGAUGCGUGGAAAGGACUGCGUGGCAAUAGCCUCCGAUCGACGCUUUGGGGUCCAGGCACAGAUGGUGACCACUGACUUUCAGAAGAUCUUCCCCAUGGGAGAGCGCCUCUACAUUGGCUUAGCUGGCCUUGCCACUGAUGUGCAAACUGUGUCCCAGCGUCUUAAAUUCCGCCUAAACUUGUAUGAAUUAAAGGAAGGCCGUCAGAUCAAGCCCAAGACUUUCAUGAGUAUGGUGUCCAACCUGCUGUAUGAGAGAAGGUUUGGUCCAUACUACAUUGAACCUGUGAUUGCUGGCCUUGAUCCUAAGACUUUUGAACCAUUCAUCUGCUCUCUGGACCUGAUUGGCUGUCCUAUGGUAACAGAGGACUUUGUGGUGAGCGGUACCUGCUCUGAACAGAUGUACGGCAUGUGUGAGUCCCUUUGGGAACCUGACAUGGAGCCGGAGGACCUGUUUGAGACCAUUUCACAAGCAAUGCUGAAUGCUGUGGAUAGAGAUGCAGUGUCUGGCAUGGGAGUUGUUGUGCAUGUCAUUGAGAAAGACAAGAUCACCACUCGGACCCUGAAGGCCCGGAUGGACUAGUUAGAUUACUUGACUGGACAUUUAUAUUUCCAGAACUGCUUUAUUUUUUACUGAAACAUUUGUCAAAUUGUCAAAUUGAAAUUGUCAAAUAAAUGUGUGAGGAAAAAAA
Molecule: messenger RNA, 868 nt
Organism: Anguilla anguilla (European eel)
Lineage: Eukaryota; Metazoa; Chordata; Actinopteri; Anguilliformes; Anguillidae
Gene: psmb3
Product: proteasome 20S subunit beta 3
Exons: 6
Coding region: 142-759 (205 amino acids)
Biological process (GO): proteasome-mediated ubiquitin-dependent protein catabolic process
Cellular component (GO): proteasome core complex; proteasome core complex, beta-subunit complex
Source: RefSeq, a predicted model, not a curated record